UGACUAGGCUUAAAUAUAUUUAUUGCAAACUAGUUUGAGUCCAGCCCAGCCCUAGUCCACACAUCUUACAGCAAAAUUUUACAGUUCUUACACCCCUAGCAAUAACCAGAGCUAAGAUGUGCGGCGGCUGGGCAUGUGCCUCUUACCAUUUGGCCUGCAAUAAUCCACCGUUGUCCACUGUGCGCUUCACUGGCAGAGAUUUCAUACCCACACCAUGUGGACCCUGCGAUCCUUGCCAUGUGAAAGACACAAGCUUUAGUCGCGGCGGUUGCUCAGUUCCAAUGAAGCCCAUAGUCGAGACAUUUCCAUGUCCCGAUAUUUCGGGUGCGCCUAAACCCGAAGCUGUGGCUCCUAUCAAAGCUGAGGCUCCUACCAAAGCUGAGGGUGCUAGCAAGUUGCAAGAGCAGUGGCAACAAGCUUACCAGAAAGUUAAAAGCGGCAACUUGCCGGCCAACGACAACAAAAACAAUUAUUUACAUAUCUAUGUUGAAAUACAGAGAUAAUGAAAAUAAUGUCCUAAAUUAAUGCAGACUGGAAGUUCAGCAAUAUAAUUAUUAUUUAAAUUAGAAACAAACCAACUGCCAAUAUAAAUAACAUUU
Messenger RNA from Drosophila busckii, 599 nucleotides. RefSeq lists its product as uncharacterized. NCBI's taxonomy places the organism in Eukaryota, Metazoa, Arthropoda, Insecta, Diptera, Drosophilidae. The transcript has 2 exons. The record is from RefSeq and is a predicted model, not a curated record. The coding region runs from base 117 to 503 and encodes 128 amino acids.